AUGUCGCUUACAAUAUGUUUGUGCACGUUUUUGCUGCUGAUCAGCAGUUCAUCUGCCGAAAUUUUCAAUAAGUCAUGGUGGAACAACACUAUCCUCUAUCGUAUUUUUCCGCAGAGUUUCUAUGAUUCCAAUGGUGAUGGCAUAGGCGAUCUGAAAGGAAUAACUUUAAAGUUACCCUACAUCGAGGAUACUGGCAUCAACGCGAUCAGUUUAUCGUCCAUCUAUUCGAGUCCUAAUGUUAAUUUGGGAUAUGACAUAACUAAUUAUAUAGAAAUCGAUCCCAUUUUUGGUACAAUUGAUGAUUUCAAGGCUCUCGUGGCGGAAGCUCAUAAUCUCAGUCUAAAAGUGAUUCUCGAUAUCGUACCUAAUCAUUCGUCUGAUAAGCACCCAUGGUUCCUGAAGGCUCUUCAAGGCGAUAAGAAAUAUAAGCAUUAUUAUAUGUGGGCAAAAGGUAAAGGAAAAGGUAACAAAGCUCCGCCUAAUAAUUGGAUCAGUAAAUCUGGCGGUCCCGCAUGGACUUAUGUCAAAUCACUAAAACAAUGGUAUCUUCAUCAAUACGGUCCUGGACUGCCUGAUUUGAACUAUUCAAAUCCGGAUGUAAUAAAGGAGACGAAAAAAUCACUGAAAUUCUGGUUGGAUAUAGGAGUAGACGGAUUCAGCGUAAUUUCCGUCCCAUAUAUUUUUGAGGAUAAAAAAUUGCGAGAUGAGCCUAGAAGUUAUGCUCUUGGUGUCACACAGAAUGAUUACAAUUAUUUGGAACACAAUUACACCGCUAAUAUAAAACCUACUUACGAACUAUUCAGAAAUUAUAAAAUGUACAUGGAUCAAUAUGCUGAUCAAUUUAAUGAAGAUGAAAAGGUGCUGAUUAUAAAUGAUUAUACCGAUUUUGCACAUACAAUGGAAUAUUAUAAGUAUGAUACGUUGCCUUUGAAUUUCGAGAUAAUUAAAAAUGUGAAUAAUAAAUCGUCUCUGGAAUAUAUAAAAAAAAGUCUCGACCUCUGGAUGAACUCAAUGCCGAGUCGUAAAGUCGCCAAUUGGAUGUUGGGAAAUGAUCACAAUCCACGCUUAGCCUCGCGUUUUACCGAAAGAUUUGAUAAAAUGAUUAUGACGUCUAUGAUUCUGCCGGGCAUGACAGUGACUUAUUAUGGCGAUGAAAUCGGCAUGGUGGACUACACGGAUAUAUCUUGCGAGGAUACACAUGAUUCCGAAGCGCGCAACGCGUGCAAAGUGCAUGACGCGGCUAUAUCUUUCAAUUCAGCACGGACCCCAUUUCAAUGGAAUGCAAAGAAAAACGCAGGUUUUAGUACGGCGAAUUCGACGUGGCUACCGGUGAAUCCAAACUAUAAAAAGGUGAACUUGGAGAAAGAGAUGAUUAGUAAUGAAUCAUAUUAUAAAGUCUACAAAAUCUUAGCUCAUAUGCACCGAAAUGAGUCAGCACUUACUAAAGGUAGCUGUACAACUUUCACGGCGAACAAUGAUACUGUCUUCGGUGUGAUCAGAAAAUAUGAUACUCGUUCCGUGGUACUUUUGAGUAAUCGCAAGGACAUUUCUCAAGAGGUUGAUUUGUCAGAUUAUGAUAUUCCAGUAAGAAUGAAACUCAAGGUUGCUAGCGUGGGUUCUCGUUCUUCUGCAAAAAAGCGGGUUGACAUAAAGAAGAUACAUGUACCUAAGAAAGCCGCCGUAGUGUACACGUCUUAAAAUAUUCACUAAAAAUGCUGCUUUCGCAGUACAUAUGGAGCAGACACUUUCUCGAUUAUGUUUAUAUUUAUAAAUUAUAAUAUUUCCUGCA
Camponotus floridanus (Florida carpenter ant) is the source of this 1789-nucleotide messenger RNA. RefSeq names its product maltase 1-like. NCBI's taxonomy places the organism in Eukaryota, Metazoa, Arthropoda, Insecta, Hymenoptera, Formicidae. The transcript has 8 exons. The coding region runs from base 1 to 1698 and encodes 565 amino acids. The record is from RefSeq and is a predicted model, not a curated record. Gene Ontology annotation, biological process: carbohydrate metabolic process.